AGCUUAUUCAGUGUCCGAUUCAGAUUGCGGCAAGGAUCCAAGCAUGGAAUGCUGCAGUUGGGCAACUGCUGGCACCCUGCUCCUGGCGUCUCUGCUCCUGAGUUCCAGAACAGCUCGGUCUGAAGAAGACCGAGAUACACUGUGGGAUGCCUGGGGUUCAUGGAGUGAAUGUUCACGCACUUGUGGAGGAGGGGCUUCCUAUUCACUCAGACGCUGCCUGAGCAGCAAGAGCUGUGAAGGGCGAAACAUUAGAUACAGAACAUGCAGCAAUGUGGAUUGCCCUCCAGAAGCCGGUGAUUUUCGGGCCCAGCAGUGUUCUGCUCAUAAUGAUGUCAAGUACCAGGGACAGUUUUAUGAAUGGCUUCCUGUCUCUAAUGACCCUGACAACCCGUGUUCACUGAAGUGCCAAGCCAAAGGGACAACCCUUGUUGUGGAACUGGCUCCGAAGGUUCUUGACGGCACGCGAUGCUACACUGAGUCACUGGAUAUGUGCAUUAGUGGCUUGUGCCAAAUCGUUGGCUGUGAUCACCAGCUGGGAAGCACUGUCAAGGAAGAUAACUGUGGGGUCUGCAAUGGCGAUGGGUCCACCUGCCGGCUGGUUCGAGGCCAGUAUAAAUCCCAGCUCUCAGCAAAUAAACCGGAAGAUACUGUUGUCGCUGUUCCCUAUGGAAGUAGGCAUGUUCGUCUAGUGUUGAAAGGACCUGAUCACUUACAUUUGGAAACCAAGACUCUACAAGGUGUGAAGGGCGAAAACAGCCUCAGCUCCACAGGCUCCUUCCUGGUGGACAAUUCUAGCGUCGACUUCCAGAAGUUUCCGGACAAGGAGAUACUGAGAAUAUCUGGGCCUCUCAGUGCAGACUUCACAGUCAAGGUCCGUUACGCUGGUGCUGCUGACAGCGCGGUUCAGUUUAUCUUCUAUCAGCCCAUCAUUCACCGAUGGAGGGAAACUGAUUUCUUUCCUUGUUCAGCAUCCUGUGGAGGAGGUUACCAGCUGACAUCUGCUGAGUGUUAUGAUCUGAGAAGCAGCCGGGUGGUGGCUGAUCAAUACUGUCACUACUACCCUGAAAAUAUUAAGCCAAAGCCAAAACUUCAGGAGUGCAACUUGGACCCUUGUCCUGCCAGUGAUGGAUACAAGCAGAUCAUGCCCUAUGACCUCUACCAUCCCCUUCCUCGAUGGGAGAGUACUCCGUGGACAGCCUGCUCCUCCUCGUGUGGAGGGGGCAUUCAGAGCCGCACAGUCUCUUGUGUGGAGGAGGACAUUCAGGGGCACAUCAGCCCUGUGGAAGAGUGGAAGUGCAUGUACACGCCAAAGAUGCCCAUUGUCCAGCCCUGCAACAUAUUUGACUGCCCAAAAUGGCUGGCCCAGGAGUGGUCUCCGUGCACUGUGACAUGUGGCCAAGGGCUGAGAUACCGUGUGGUUCUCUGCAUUGAUCACAGAGGGAUGCAUACAGGAGGCUGCAGCCCUAAAACAAAGCCUCAUAUAAAAGAAGAAUGCAUUGUACCCACUCCUUGCUACAAACCCAAAGAGAAACUUCCUGUGGAAGCUAAACUGCCAUGGUACAAGCAGGCACAAGAGCUGGAAGAAGGAGCAAUGGUGUCUGAAGAACCAUCGUUUAUUCCUGAGGCCUGGUCUGCCUGUAGUGUCACAUGUGGGGUGGGCAGCCAGGUGCGGCCUGUGAAGUGUCAGGUGCUGCUGUCUUUCUCGCAGUCUGUGGCUGACCUGCCUAUCGACGAAUGUGAAGGUCCCAAACCUGCAUCACAGCGAGCCUGUUACAGCGGCCCCUGCAGUGGGGAGGCUGCUGAAUCUAACCCUGAGGAAACCGAACUGAUCUAUGGGGGCCUCCAGGAUUUUGAUGAACUCUAUGACUGGGAAUACGAGGGCUUUACGGAAUGCUCAGAAUCCUGUGGAGGAGGUGUCCAGGAGGCUGUCGUGACUUGCUUGAACAAACAGACAAGAGAGAUUGCAGAUGAAACUCUGUGUGUGACCAGCCGCCGUCCUCCACAGCUACUGAAAGCCUGUAAUCUGGAGCCCUGCCCCCCAAGGUGGGAGAUUGGGAAAUGGAGCUCCUGUAGUCUCACCUGUGGAGUUGGACUGCAGACUCGAGAUGUCUUCUGCUCUCACCUCCUCUCAAGAGAGACGAAUGAGACGGUGAUUUUAGCAGAUGAGCUGUGUCAUAAACCCAAGCCCACCUUAGUGCAAGCCUGCAAUCGUUUUGACUGCCCACCAUCCUGGUACCCUACAGAAUGGCAACAGUGUUCACAGACCUGCGGAGCAGGCACUCAGAAGCGAGAUGUGCUCUGUAAGCAGCGCAUGGCAGAUGGAAGUUUUUUGGAGCUUCCAGAAACCUUCUGCUCCGCUCUGAGGCCAGUUGCCCAACAAGCCUGCAAAAAUAAAGACUGUCCCAGCGAAUGGCUUCUUUCCGACUGGACACAGUGUUCAGUGAGCUGUGGAGAGGGCACCCAGACUCGAAAUGCCAUUUGCAGGAAGAUGCUGAAAACUGGAGGUUCUAUCAUCAUCAAUUCCUCAAUGUGCCCACCUUUGCCUCUCUCUUCUUUAGUCAGGUCCUGUGCACUAGCAGCUUGCACAAGGCACAACAGGCCGGCUCAAAAGCAAAGCCCCCAUAUUAUGGCCCUGAAGAAAGUUUACAUCCAAACAAAGAAGCAGAAGAAGCUACACUUUAUUGUGGGUGGCUAUGCCUACCUGCUGCCCAAAACCUCUGUUGUCCUCCGAUGUCCAGUGAGAAGGUUCCGUAAAUCAAUGAUCACCUGGGAGAAAGACAACAAGCGACUCCUCAGUUCAAUUCACAUUACCAUUGCACCGUACGGGUACAUGAAGAUCCACCGUUUAAAGCCUUCAGAUGCUGGGACGUACACCUGCACAGCAGGGCCAGCCCGGGAACAUUUUGUGAUUAAACUAAUUGGAGGCAACAAUAAGCUCAUCAACCAACCAGCUGGGAUUAGAGAGGAAGAGGGUACAAGGAAGUCCAGUUUGAAUGAAGCCUUGCACACUCAGGAGAAGCAUCAGAAUGGGAUUCUCUUCAAUAGGAGCAAGGCCGAGAAACGAGGGCAUCUGGCUGAUCCUAGCAGCCAGUACGAUGAGAUUGUCUCAAGACUUCUGGAGCAGAGAGGCUGGCCUGGGGAAAACCUGGAAUCCUGGGAGGCUCAGGAGUCGACAGAGAGAAAUGCCUCUUCAGAGGAGGAGCAGAGUCAGGAGUACAGCCUUCCGUUUACCAUGGUCAUGGAGCAGAAACGCUUGGAUGAUAUCAUAAGGAAUUUGUCUCAGCAGCCUGAGGAACUUAAGGAUGUCUACAGCAAGCAGCUUGUUGUGCAGCUGGCUGAUGACAUCUUCAGGAGCCAUUUGGAAAAUCAAGAAUCUGUUUUCCAGGGGAGAAUUCUUUCAGCUACAGCAGAGUUCUCUUUCCGCAACCCUAUGUCUGGAUUCACCAGUUCCUUGAGAACGUCGUCUGCCAAAGCACACCUGCCUACUUCAAUGGAGGUGGGGAAUGGCUCACGCAGGCCCCAUCGAAAGCCUGCAAUCCUCAGGAAGAUUUCUGCAGCUCAGCAGCUCUCAGCCUCUGAAGUUGUCACCCACUUGGGACAGACAGUCGUCUUAGCCAGCGGGACCCUAAGUGUGCUGCUUCACUGUGAGGCUGUUGGGAACCCAAAGCCCACCAUUAGCUGGGCUAAAAAUGGAGCAGAGGUGCAAUACAGUGACAGGAUACUCCUUCAGCCAGAUGACUCUUUGCAGAUUCUAGCACCAGUGGAAGCUGAUGUGGGUUUCUACACCUGCAAUGCAACUAAUGCUUUGGGAUCUGACUCUGUCUCCAUUGCGGUCACUUUAGCAGGAAAACCACUGAUCAAGGCAUCGAGAGCUACGCUGAUCAACACAGAGUCCUCCGCUGUGACGGUUGACAUUGGAAGCACAGUGAAAACAAUCCAAGGUGCAAAUGUUACCAUUAGCUGCCAAGUUGCAGGUGUACCUGAAGCAGAAGUUACUUGGUUGAGGAAUAGGAUCAAGCUGGCCCCUGCCUAUCAUCUGCAUGAUGGCUCAUUGCUGAUUGCAAAUGUAACUCUGUCCGAUCAGGGGUUAUACUCCUGCAGGGCAGCCAAUCUUCGUGGGGAGGUGACUGAAAGCACACAGCUGCUGAUUCUUGAUCCCCCACAAACCCUCCUUCAAUUAGAAGAUUUGACAACAAUGCUUUUAAUCACGGGGCCGGAUAUUCCCUCAGUGCUGACCUCUCCUUCAGGAACAAGGAUGGUGCUAAAUCCUGGAAGUUCUGUCCUCAUCGGUUGCCCAGUGGAUGGUCACCCAACUCCAAACAUCACUUGGUUUUAUGCUGGUCAACCCAUCAGCAUGAGACAUAACAUCCUGGCAGCUGAUCAGAUUCUUCAGCUACUAAACAUCAGUGAUGGUUAUCAAGGUGAAUUCAGCUGCCUGGCUCAGAAUGAAGCUGGCUCACUUAUGCAAAAAACAUCUCUGACAAUCCGAGAAUAUUGGUGGUCAGCGGACAGACUGAUGGCAUGUUCGGCCUCCUGUGGUAACAAAGGAGUGCAGCAACCCCAGCUGAGGUGCUUACUGGACAGGACUGAGGUCAACGCAUCCCACUGCAUAGAGAAGCCCAAGCCAGUGCUACAGCCUGUUGCUUGUAACAGAAGAGACUGCCCUUCAAGGUGGAUGGUGACAUCCUGGUCCCUUUGUACACGGAGCUGCGGUGGAGGGGUCCAGACCCGACGUGUGACAUGUCAGAGGUUGACCGCUAUGGGCAGUUCUGUCCCCAUGUCAAAUGAGGCAUGUGCCCAAGUUGCCAAACGCCCAGUGGAUACCCAGAUCUGUAACAGGCAGCUGUGCAUGGAGUGGGUGGCUUCCUCUUGGGGUCAGUGUAAUGGGCCAUGCAUCGGACCACGACUAGCUGUACAGCACAGACAGAUUUUCUGCCAGACCAGGGAUGGGAAUUCUGUGUCUUCUGACCAGUGCGGUGCCCUGCCAAGGCCUUUGAGCACACAGAACUGCUGGACAGACAUCUGUGGUGUGCACUGGAGGGUCAGUCUGUGGACUCUGUGUACAGCUACCUGUGGGAACUAUGGCUUCCAGUCCAGGCGAGUGGAAUGCGUGCAUGUCCGCACCAACAAACCCGUGCCGGAGCACUACUGUUCCUGGAGGCCAAGACCUGCGAACUGGCAACGCUGCAACAUCACCCCCUGCGAAAAUAUGGAGUGCAGAGACACCACCAGGUACUGUGAGAAGGUGAAGCAGCUCAAACUCUGCCAGCUCACCCAGUUCAAAUCUCGCUGCUGUGGGACUUGUGGAAAAGCAUGAAGAUGAGAGCAAUUGAGAUAGGGAAUCAGAGGCAUCAGCCUUUGCUUCACUACAGGAAGGACUGUUACAAAACAAAUGGGACAGAAUUCAGUUUUCUUCAUUUUAUUUAUUUAUUUUUAUUUUUUAUUUUUUAACUUUACUGAAUCGUUGUUGUAAAGGACUUGGCAAGUUUUCCCUUCAGUGAGGCUGGGAGAUGGAAUGCAGCAAAGCACAGUCGUGGUGGGAGACCAAAAAGAAAGAGAAGACAAGCAACAUGUCGGGCCUAAGUGGAACAGAGCUGCCUAGGAAUCCUCGUACAGGCCUUGUGAUACACAUCAACCAGCAGAUGGGGAAAAACACCAAAGCAAAAACUCCCAUUAGCAGCAGAUCAGACCACCAGGGCAUGGAUCAAACAGCUUGACAGAUCAUGGACUACUGAAAAAAGGGAUUGAACUAAACAUUCAGCUAAGCAAUGGGCAGAGACAUCAUUUGCCCUAGAAGGGUUUGUUAACAUAAAUGUGAGGUUUUGGUUUUUUAAAACUGCUAUCCUAAAGCUGUAUUCCUGUUCUCUCUCUCCCUCUCAUGCUAAGAACUUAGGAUCUGAAAAAGAAGUUAAACAUUGUGCGAAAGCAUGAAUGAGUUUAAAAUACAUCUAAAUAAGUGCACCAAGUUUUUUCCCUCAACAUAAAAAAAUGAAGUACAGUAUUACGCAGAAAAGGAAAGUGAGUGACAGUGAUCUGUUAUUGACAGGCCACCGUGCAUACCUGCCAUCACUGCACUGUACAGAGCACUUAUAGGAGGGGUUGUAUAUAUUUGUGGCAACAAGAGCUACUUACCAUGCUGCAUCUUAACAUGAUUAAAAUGUAUCUGGGGAAGAGAGAAGCCUGAGAUCCCAGAGUUAUUGGGCUUUCAGAUCUGGGGUUUUGGUCUAUUUCUAACUUUGAAUUUGUAGAAAUGAUUUCUAUGUCCUGCCAGUGUGGAAUUUUUCUCUCAAUUACAGCCAGAUCCUCCAGUGAUAAUUAUUAAUUUAUCAAGAAGGAGAAUUCAGCUGCUCUGAUUCGUUAUAGUUCUUUCUGUCACGUAGACAUGCAGAAUGCUACAUCAUCAGCUUUGGCCCCAAAGUGGUAGCACAGAUUCCUAAAAGACACACAAAAAAGGUGGACCCUAGUAAGUGAAGCAGUUGUAGUCCAUGAAUAGAACUCUACAGUGAGAGGUGAGCUGAGAAGUGAGUGUCAGAUUUCACAUUCAUAACAUGAUUUUGCCUGCUCAUUGUGAUUCUCUCUCCUAAUUGCAUCGAUAAUCAAAAAUUAAGUGCUUCAUCCUUCAAGGUGCUAGGCAUCCUCAAGUCAGUGGAAAUCCAGGUUGCUCAGCACCUUGCAGAAAUCGUCCUGAACUACAAAGUUUGAAUUUGAACUUCCCCGAAGUUUGAGGGGAGAGGUGCCCAGAUCCGGAGUUUUGGUUUAGGACUAUCUCUAAAUGUAAGGUUUGGCUGUGCCUCUUGUAUCACCCCCAGUGGGACUCUCGUCUUUUGAUGCAGUAAUAAAACACUGUUCAAGUAUUGAUAUGUUGCAGCUUACCUUACAUGUGGAUUUUUCAACAAGCCUGGAAGUUCUCUUGUGAGGUUAACACCAGGUCCAUUGCAUUAAAUUGCCUCCAGUUUGGUCAUUCCAAAGUGUGUCUGGCAGGGAACACUCUCUCUAUAAAUGGGUCUCUGAGAAAUCACGUUGCUAAGAAUCAGUGUAACUUUUAUUUAAAAACAAACAAAAAAAGUCUUUUUAUGUAUGUAAAUGUAUAUCUUUUUGUGUAUAUUUAUUAGGAUUCCUUGUAUAAAAAGUGCAAUAUUAAUAAUUGUACAUUGUUGUCCAGAUAAAAACUAUUUUGGGGACUUUUUUGUGAUCUCCCUGCAAUUUUGUUCCUCUAAAAUUAGUGGUAAUAGUGUAAUUUUCCUGUUUUUAUUAGCACUUUCAUUUAACUUUGGAUACAUUUCACUGUGUACAGAUUGCUUCAUAAACUAUGACAAUUCGGGGGGAGAGGCUUUUCUACUUGUGAAACUAUAGUUAUGCAUGGAACGAGAAGGACAAAUUCCUUACUAAUAAUUUGGUGGUUGUUUCUAGUACAAUAGCUAAUGAAAAGCAUUGCAGGGAAGUAUUUACAUUUUUUAAUAGCAAAACAUAUUCAGACAAUCCCAUGUUGGAUAUUAGCCGUGUAACUGUGCUUAGGAUAAACACUUGGAGACAAGGUCUGGCAAGGCCACUGUGUCCCUUUCACACCGUAUAAAUAUAAUUUCAGAUGUUUGUCCUAUGAAUUGUGACUUGGCAGCACCCCCAUAAGAUGAUGAGGGUUGCUGAGUAUUCUAGAAGGAGGAUUUCCUCCCCAGAAAACCUGUAUUUAUAUCAUUUUUGUACAGAUAAUGCAGCUUAUUUAUUUAAUUACUUUUGUCUGACUCGUUCUUUAUUAACCUUAAAACAGGAGCUACCAGGGUAGCAGAGCUUUCAAGGUUCUCCAGCCUCCUCCUCUAUCUCCACAGUUGCUCAGGUUUGCAAAGCUAAUCAUCUCCAUGCCGUCGCCAAUGGAUCUCGUAAGUUUCUUGAACAAUCAAAUGCACACUUAGGGGGAAAUCCUGCCUCUGUUUGCACUGGCACACUGAGCCUGAAAAGUAGUGUGGCUAACUCUCCCCAUGUGAGCAUGGGGUGGGCCAUGAGUCAGGAACUACACAGAUUUGCUCACAAACACCCACUGUGCAAGAAGAGGGUAGUAUGUUGCAACCACUAGAAUAGCCUCAAACAACAGCGACUGUAUGGUGGUUGUACAGCUGAGCCAUACCCCAGGUCCAGUUGGGAAGGAGGAUUGUCAUUCCAUGGCAGAUAUUCUGUCCUCCCCAGCCCUACAAAUCCUGAAUAAACAAUGAGCCCGAAUUCAGUACACACAGGUAUGGUGCAUCUGUUUCUGCCCAGCUGUUGAUUUCCACUGGGCUCAGACUGAUAAAAGUGAUAUAGUCGUUAAAUCAAAAUAUUUUUUUAAAAGCAAGCAAAGGUAUUAAUCCUCAGUUAGGAUUAUGUCUGUGCCAAGUUUCAAGUUUCUGCUGGAGCCCUUUUCAAACAAGUGAGGUUGCAGCUCUUUUACAAAGGGAAUAGUGAUUUUGUUCACUCUCCUGUAAUUCAAAACCUGAUCUAGUUUUUCCAAUAGGUGGCUUUUAAUUGUAAGUUUCACAGGAAAUUCCACAUGGAAAAGUUUUUGGUUUAAAAGAGGGGAGGCAACUUGUGACUGGGGGGCGGGUCUAAUCUAAAAUCAGAAUCAAUCAGAGAUUAAUUAAAACCUCAUCCUUAACAGUCACUUCUGAAUUUAUUGGCAGCUGAAUACUGCUCAGCAGUGACAAAAGGAUUCCACAAAAGCCCCUUUACACAAAGACUGAUGUUACCUUGCUCCGUGGACUCUGGUAACAAAGUAGCACAAGGAGCCAUAUUUAAAACAGGGUUGUCAACAGCAGCUUCCCAAAGUCCAGACUUUGUAUAUUAUUUCAUCCACCUGUAAUGGGUGAUUUUAUGAGGGGAGGGACAGGGGUAGCACUAUGUAAAAUGGCUUCACGCUAUUUUGUGGCUAAGAUUGUUUGAGAAUAAAAGAGCCCCCUGAAGCACAGUUGCUAUGGAGAUUGAGAUAAAGACCAUAUCCUGUGACCUGAACUUGGCAGUAGCUGGACAUUUUCUAGAUGUGAAAAGCAACGUUUUAAAACGUUUAAAAUGAUAGUGCCCAUCCUAUAAAAAGGAAAAUAAGGACAACCCGGGGAAUUACAGACAACUCAGUUUAACUUCUGUACCAGGAAAGAUAAUGGAGAAAAUAAUUAAGAAAUCAAUUUGCAAACACCUAGAAGGUAAUGAGGUGAUUGUGACAUUGCAGUCUAUAUGUUUAUGGAAAUAUGUGUAUAAGUGUAAAUAUGAUGUAACUGGAAUAUGCUUUAUACAAAAGGUCUCUUGUAUGGUAUCAUUACAAAGCAUAUAAUCUACUGGGUGUGUUCAUCCUGUUUGUAUGAAUGUAUCAUUCUUGUAUCUGAAAUUAGGAAGAUGAAAUAUAAU
This is a messenger RNA of Terrapene triunguis (Three-toed box turtle), 9366 nucleotides long. RefSeq names its product ADAMTS like 1 (gene ADAMTSL1). The transcript is spliced from 29 exons. Bases 44 to 5317 code for a protein of 1757 amino acids. The record is from RefSeq and is a predicted model, not a curated record. Gene Ontology annotation, biological process: extracellular matrix organization. NCBI's taxonomy places the organism in Eukaryota, Metazoa, Chordata, Testudines, Emydidae. Gene Ontology annotation, molecular function: metalloendopeptidase activity. Gene Ontology annotation, cellular component: extracellular matrix.